This is a messenger RNA of Fraxinus pennsylvanica, 1746 nucleotides long. Lineage: Eukaryota; Viridiplantae; Streptophyta; Magnoliopsida; Lamiales; Oleaceae. The record is from the annotation of a GenBank genome assembly.
AUGCUUCGUACUCCGUCGAAGCCUUCACGAGGUCUGGGUUCCCCAAUUUCUUUUCGGCAUCGGCUGCAGGUCGUAGAGAGAAAGGGCAGCGUCGAUUGUUGCGUUUUUUGGGUUCGCCAAUCGUUGUGCAAACGGUUCCCCACCGCCUUCUCUUUCACCGGAGUCGAAGACCGGAGAGCAAGGACAGAAAUCGGCGUUUUGGGUUGGGAUUUUGAGCUGGCUUCCCUCGCCUUUCCUCGUGUCUUCAGCUGGAACAGGGGAGAGGGGAAAUGUCGAAAUGGGGGGGAAAUGCGAGUUCAGCGAGGUCCCGGCGGCCUGGACUUAACUCAAGCCUUCUUCAAGCCCAUUUCCAACGCCGAGCCACCGUCCCCAACCAAGCGCCACUCCAAAAUCACCGUCGUCGGAGUUGGAAACGUCGGCAUGGCUAUCGCCCAGACUAUCCUCACCCAAGAUCUGGCCGACGAACUCGCCCUAGUCGACGCCAAGGCCGACAAACUCCGAGGCGAAAUGCUCGACCUCCAGCACGCCGCCGCCUUCCUCCCCCGAACCAAAAUCCAAGCCUCCCCCGACUACGAUAUCACCGCCGGCUCCGACCUCUGCGUCAUCACCGCCGGAGCCCGCCAGAUACCUGGCGAGAGCAGGCUCAAUCUUAUACAAAGAAAUCUCUCCUUGUUCAAGUCUAUUGUGCCGCCGUUGGCUAAGUACUCGCCGGAAUGUAUACUGCUGAUAGUUUCUAACCCCGUCGAUGUGUUGACUUACGUGGCCUGGAAGCUAUCCGGGUUCCCGGCGAAUAGGGUUAUCGGCUCGGGCACCAACUUGGAUUCAUCCCGGUUUCGGUUCUUGAUCGCCGAUCAUCUCGAUGUCAAUGCACAGGACGUGCAGGCCUACAUUGUCGGGGAGCAUGGAGACAGUUCAGUAGCACUAUGGUCGAGCAUAAGCGUUGGAGGAGUGCCAGUUCUAAGCUUCUUAAAGAGGCAACAAAUUGUUUAUGAGAAGGAAACUUUAGAAAAUAUCCACAAGUCAGUCGUGGAAGGCGCAUAUGAAGUGAUAAGAUUGAAAGGCUACACGUCAUGGGCAAUCGGGUACUCAGUGGCUAGCCUAGCUCGGACAAUACUGAGAGACCAAAGAAAAAUACACCCUGUCUCAGUCCUUGCGAAGGGAUUCUAUGAUAUUGAUGGUGGUGACGUGUUCCUUAGCUUGCCAGCACAGCUUGGUAGGAGUGGCGUCUUGGGCGUGACCAAUGUGCAUCUUACGGACGAGGAAGCACAACAACUGAGGAAUUCGGCCAAGGCAAUUUUGGAGGUGCAAAUUCGGUCAGAUUCUGGGCAGUUAGCCUGGAAUUCUGUGCUUGGGUGUUCUAGCUUUGCAAAGUCCUUAGGUUCAUUUCGGUUCUACCUUCUCCAUUGGUUCGGUGGAGUUUGGCCAGACUCAGAUUUUGGGCAGUUCAUUCCAGCUUCAUCUUCAUUCUUCAUGCUUCACUGGAAUUUUCGAAAUCUGCUUGAAGUUUUACUUGGUUUGGUCGAAUUUCUUGGGUGUUCGCAGUCCAAGCAUGUGAUGACAUUUAGUGCUGGAUUUGCUCUUGCUGCAAAAAAUGCAGAGUAUGCUGCCUAUUUACAAGGCAAGAAAUUUGAAGUUUCCUCUUCACAUAACGCUGCCCAACGUUCUCCAACUGGGAAAGUGGAAUUUGGAUACACCAACUUGAGGGUAGCCUUAAUGAGUAGCUCUAAGGCACCAACUCGAUGGUAG